Messenger RNA from Ambispora leptoticha, 711 nucleotides. The record is from the annotation of a GenBank genome assembly. Lineage: Eukaryota; Fungi; Glomeromycota; Glomeromycetes; Archaeosporales; Ambisporaceae.
AGAAGGGAAAAAAUAUCUUUCAUAUCAAAAAGAUCCUCAGUCCAUCAUAAUAGGUUCUAAAGAUAAUAAACCAAUAACAUUACCACAACAUGAGUCGACCUCUUUACAUGAUAAACUUCCUCAUCGAAUUGGAUACAUUCUCAAUUUUGGCGGAUCUGUCUGGAGUAUUGAAUGGUGUCCUUCGAUUUCAUCUGCAAAACAACAAUACUUGGCAAUAGGAGGAUAUAAAGGUACCGCAGACGAAAAUCGCAUUAUCGGAGAAAUACAAACCAAAGAGUUGGAAAACUCUAUACAAAUCUGGAGAUUGGAUUGUAGAAACAACAAAUCAGAAAAACCAAUAUUGGAUAUGGUCAUUUGUCAUGAAUAUGGUUGUGUCUAUGACAUGAAAUGGUGUUUUUAUGGAGCUUAUGAGAAUUUUGAUGAAAACGAGCAUAGUAAAAAUUUGAAGCGAUUAGGUAUUCUCGCUGCUUCAUUUGGCGAUGGAAAAAUCAGAAUUUUUGAGGUGCCUCACACUGAAAGUAUAAAACAGCAAUUAAAUGUGAAAGAAAACGCUUUAAACACGCUUUUUGUGAAGUUUGCUCGUCCGUUAUGUACAUUAUCAAUGCCUGAAACACUUUGUUGGACUAUUAGCUGGGGAGGACACAUUAAAAUUGCCGCUGGAUGCACCAAUGGUGUUGUGGCGGUAUGGCGUAUAGAUAAAAUCUUCGCAGA